ACCAAGUAGACGCACUGCUCAGUUAUGAGAUAGGCACGUGUCUCCCAUAAGUUGGGCGGUGAGCGUUGCUGUAAACUGGUAAAAGUUUGCAUGAUUUCAUCUUAACAUGGAAACCAGUCCAAACUUACUUAUAGAUGGAAAUGGAAGGCGAAAGUGUCAGUUCUUCGUUGAGAAGAAACAAAGGUCUUGCAGGAUGUGGGCUCUUAGAGGUGAAAAUUUAUGUGGAGAACACACUGUUCAUGACACAGAAAAUUUGAAGAAAGGGGUCCCUGAAGAUCGACUGAGAAUGAAGUGCCCCUUGGAUGGUACACACACCUGUUUUGUCAAGAAGCUCCAAAGGCACCUGAAAGUAUGCAAUGCCCGGGUGACAGUAGUUCCACCAUAUUUUGUGCAAGACAUAAACUCUGGUGAUGGCACCAUCCCAGGAAAAAGGCAUGACAAUUCACCAGCUGUGCCCUGCUCACCCGCCUCAGAGCGCGUGCGGCAGCCAGUGGCGGCGGACGGCGCGACCCACCCGCUGCUGGCGGAGAGCCUCUCGCGGCCCGAGCUGGGCGCUGACACGCUGAAGCACCUGCGGCAGAACGCGGCGCUGCUGGCCGUGCUGCGGGACGCCGGCCUGCUGCAGGGGCCGCGCACCUUCGUCGAGCUCGGCUCCGGCAAAGCUCAGCUGUCGUUCUGGUUGGCGCGGGCCGUCGACAGCCAGUCCCAGAUCGUGCUGGUGGACCGGGCCUCUCACCGACACAAGGCUGAAAAUAAACUGAAGGAUCUCGCCGACAUGCCUGACAUCCAACGGCUGAAAAUCGACAUACGCCAUCUGAACCUGUCUGGCUGUGACGCCUGCAUCGGCAGGCCCGUGGUGGCCGUCAGCAAGCAUCUGUGUGGGGCUGCUACUGAUCUGGGCAUCCGCGCCGCUACGGCCGCGCCUAUGCCGGACACUUCUCAACCCGCCGUCAGCCAGCCGGAGUCCACCGCGACCUCUGCCGUCCAGUCAGAGUUCACCGCGACCUCUGCCGUCCAGUCAGAGUCCACUACAGCCUCCCGUGUUCAUCCAGCGUCCACCGAAGCGUCAGAUGUUCAGCCAGGGUCCACCGAAGCGUCAGGUGCUCAGCCAGAGUCCACCGAGGCACCCGCCACCCAACGGGAUUGUCCAGGCCCGGCGAGCUGUAGCAGGGCUGUGGUGUCGGACGUCCAAGGCAUUCUGAUCGCCCUUUGCUGCCACCACAGGGUCGAGUGGACCAGCUACUGUCGGCAAACCGUUUCUGCAGGAGUGCGGGUUCUCUGCCGAGGAUUUCACCGCUCUGAAGGGCGUGGCGGCCUGGGCCACCUGCGGCACCCCCAGCUGGGACAGACCCCAGCAGAACGGCGACCAGCCACGAGCGGAGCGCGAACACCCACCUCAGGGCGCGACCGGGUCCCGCCUGACCAGGCCACCGCAGACCAGACCACCGCAGUACAGACCACCGCAGACCAAGCCAUCGCAGACCAGGCCACCGCAAACCAGGUCACUGCAGACCUGGUCACCACGGACCAGGCUACCGCAGACCAGGUCACCACAGACCGUACCACCGCAGACCAGGCCACCGCAGGCCAGACCACUGCAGACCAGGCCACCGCAGGCCAGACCGCCGCAGACCAGGCCACCGCAGGCCAGACCACCGCAGACCGGGCCACCGGAGACCAGACCACCGCAGACCAGACCGUGGCAAGCCAGACCGCGACAGUCCAGGCCUCAGCGGACCUCGCCUCGCCAGAACAGACUCAGAAGCGGCCGGGCAGCGCGGAGGAGGCUGACGCCAAGCGGGCUCGUCUGGAGGCGCCCGGACCGGGUUCUCGCGACGCCAGCGCGGGCCGGUACCACCGGCUGGGCCUGACGCCGGAGCGGCGCACGGCCGUCGGCUUCAUGUGCAAGCGGCUGAUGGACGAGGGGCGCGUACGGUACCUGGCGGCGCGCGGCUUUUCCGCCCGUCUGGUCUGCUACGUGCCGGCCGCCGUUUCGCCCGAGAACGUGCUGCUGCUGGCCACC
Molecule: messenger RNA, 2023 nt
Organism: Pollicipes pollicipes
Lineage: Eukaryota; Metazoa; Arthropoda; Thecostraca; Pollicipedomorpha; Pollicipedidae
Product: tRNA:m(4)X modification enzyme TRM13 homolog
Biological process (GO): tRNA methylation
Source: RefSeq, a predicted model, not a curated record